Messenger RNA from Hippopotamus amphibius kiboko, 3123 nucleotides. It is a transcript of the gene PHETA2, whose product is annotated as PH domain containing endocytic trafficking adaptor 2. The transcript has 3 exons. The record is from RefSeq and is a predicted model, not a curated record. Gene Ontology annotation, cellular component: early endosome; recycling endosome; trans-Golgi network. Gene Ontology annotation, biological process: retrograde transport, endosome to Golgi; receptor recycling; endosome organization. The coding region runs from base 926 to 1705 and encodes 259 amino acids. Lineage: Eukaryota; Metazoa; Chordata; Mammalia; Artiodactyla; Hippopotamidae.
GAGGGGGACUGGAGGGGGGGGAGAGAAGGCCUCCGAGUUCUCUGGGAGGUGGACUGGGUCCGAGGCCCCCCGACGGCCUGAGGUGGGGCUCUGGGUUCGAGGCCGCCCGCCACUGACCAGCACCGUGGCUCAGACAGGUCACGGCCUGGGGGGCCUCAGUUUCCCUCCGGCAUGGAUCACGGGGCGGCCUCGCGGACCGCGGGCCCUAUGUGUCUACCCCGCUGAAAUGUAGGCUCCGGGAGGGAGGGACUUUAUUUUGUCCACUGUUGUAUUCGCAGUUAUUUUAACAAAUACUUUUCAGAGGGCCUUCUCGAGCCCUACAAGGGGCUGGAUAUUGGGGCUUCCACCGGGAGCCAAGUCCAGUCCUGCCUACAUUCUGGGGCUGGGGACAGCGCUGUAAACACAAAGGAGAUCACUGCGGGAUGAAGAAAAUGAAAACAGGAGCGAGGGGGCUGCUGGGUGGGUCACCUUAGAUCAGACCACCUUAGUGACCAGGACCACCUUAGAUAUAGUGAUCAGGACAGGCCUCUCAGAUUAUGUUACUUAAAGACCACAAAUAAACUGUGUGACAAGUGCUAGAAGGGAAAAGCAAGAAGCGAUGAGGGCAUUUAACUCUGACCUAGCCUUAGAGGGCAGGGAGCUGAGGUCUGAAGAGUGAUGAUCAGGACAGUGGGACUGAGGUCCUUGAACUGCUUAUAGUGUGGGGGGUGGAUUAUCAGGUGUCAGGGAAGGCUUCCUGGAGGAGGUGGUGGUUUCAUUUGGCCCCAAAGGCUGAGUAGUUUUCAUCCUUUAGGAUGGGUUGACUGGGUUUGAGAAUUCUUUUGCAGGUGCCCUGGAAACCACGUGGUCAAAGGGCUGAGCUGUGUGGCCAGACAAGAGAGGCCCCUGCCCCUGCCCAGUGAGCUCUGCUGUUCUCAGGGGAGCCAUGAAGCUGAACGAGAGGAGUGUGGCCCACUAUGCACUGAGUGACUCUCCAGCAGACCACACAGGCUUCCUGCGCACUUGGGGGGGCGCAGGGACUCCACCCACCCCCAGUGGCACUGGCCGAAGGUGCUGGUUUGUCCUCAAAGGCAACCUGCUGUUCUCCUUUGAGGGUCGAGAUGGCCGGGCCCCGCUGAGCCUGGUGGUGCUGGAGGGCUGCACAGUGGAGCUGGCCGAGGCUCCUGUGCCUGAAGAGUUUGCCUUUGCCAUCCGCUUCGACGCCCCUGGAGUGCGUCCACACCUGCUUGCGGCAGAUGGGCCAGCGGCCCAGGAGGCCUGGGUGAAGGCGCUGUCCAGGGCAAGCUUUGGCUACAUGCGCCUGGUGGUACGUGAGCUGGAGAGCCAGCUGCGUGAUGCCCGCCACAGCCUGGACCUCCAUCGCCGCUCAUCCUGGAAGGCCGUUCCCAGCCGUCGUAAGCCCCAGGCUCCUGACCACUGGUCUCCUGGCCUGGAGAACGGCCACUCCCUCUCCAGAGAUUGCAGCCCUAUGAGCUUGGUGGAAGAAGGGGGCAGCAGGCCAGCAGGGCGGGGCUUGGCCGAGUGGGAGUUGCAGGGCCCUGCCGGCCUCCUCCUAGGCAGGGGGCAGAGCCCAGUGUCCCCUGAGACCUCCUGCUUCUCCACCCUACACGACUGGUAUGGCCAGGAGAUUAUGGAGCUGAGGCGGGCAUGGCUGCAGAGGGCCCAGGGGAGCCAGCCAGAAUUCGAGGAACAGAAUAGGCCCUGAGCCUGGGCUUUUUGGGUUCAGCCCUUGUCCUGCUGGUCAGGACACCAGGGCCAGUGCUUUGUCAAGAGUUUAAUGUUUACUGGUUUCUGAAGUUGCUUUUUGAGGUGAAUUCUCUCCUUCCUGGUUUUUAGGCUUUCUCCAGGUUCCAAAUCCACACUCACGCCCAGAGGGGACUGAGGAAUCAUUAACUUUCAACCCCUUUAUUUCCUGAGGCCCAGAGAGGAAUGGUGGCUUGCUCAGCAGCCGCAGACCUAGGUCUCCUGACUCUGCCCCUCUCUCAGGAGAUAUUAAUGAAAUGGAGGAAGCAGGGAAUAUUAUAUGACCACAGGCCAUUCUGCCUUUCACCUACACAUGAUUCUAUAGACACAAUUUCCAAAUGGGGAAUCUUGUAUAACUACCAGAACUCGGCUGCAGUGUUGGCUUGAGGGACUGGCAUUCUCAGAAAAAGUGGAUUUACUGUGUCACGGGGUUUUCUGGGGCCCAGCUCAUCCCGAGUGGUGAGAAGAUUGGAACCCCCACUCUGCAAGUCGGACAGGGCCCUUUAGCAGGACGGGGCAUUUAGCCAGUAAAGAGGGAUUUAUUCUGCUCAGAAAGUGUCAGGGCCCCAUCUUCUUUGCCUGGCUGCCCUGUCAACAGACGAUGCUGGUCAUUGCCCCAGGAGGGGCCAGUAGCUUUUAUAUGUCAGCAGAAAUCCUUCUUGUGCUCUGUCCUCAGCUGCCAAGUAGGAAGCUGAAGUGAAGAAGCAGUGAGGCUCCCCUGCGAAAGCCAGCUUCUUACUUUGGUUUUCAGUCCUGGGCAUUCUAGGAUCUUGGGCACAGGAUUCCUGGCACCCUGUGAUAAACUCUUCUCUCUUGGUUGGGCUCUCAAAGAGAUGAUCCUGGUCCUGAACCCCCUAGGAACUCGUUCACCGUCUGCUCAUCACCCAGUGUGUAUCUGCCAAGACCCUGUGGUUCCUGCACUCACCAGCAUGGCACCAAGCAUUUUCUUUAUCCAUUGUUCUGAGAGGAAAAGUGGCUGGUUGGACAGAGCCAGAGGCCAAAUCAGCUUGAUAGCCUGGGGGUGUGGUGGCUGUGGCUGGAUGGAAGAUGCAGAGCCUGGUCCAGGCAUCCACCUCCUCCAAUAUACACGAUCUCCCCCUUCUUAGCCUCUCUCCCUUACUGGGGCCUUGAACAGCCUGAGGCUAGAGGCUUCAGCUCAGAGCCUCUUAAGCCCAGGAGGCUGAGAUGCUGCCCAGCGUCCUGGACCAGUUCCUAAGAAGCCAGGCUUGUUUCCCAAGAAGAGGAGCCACCUUUCCAGCCCUGUACGGGAGCCCCACAGCCCCAAUGCGUCUUGUUUUACACACAGAUACUACAGGCUUUUUGUUAUCUUAUUGUUAUAGUGCUUUUUAUACGAUUAAAACUAUGUUUUUUUAUUAUUCA